GCGCGGCCAAUCAGAGUGAUGGAAUGUUUGGGAUGGCAGCAGUGAAAGCUUGUAGUUGUCUGUAGUUUCACAAAUUGAAGGCAAACAACAGCUUGUGCUCAUUCAGAGGACAGAUAUUACAAACAGUAGACAUUAAUCAGUAAGUGCUAUUUUCUUUGUUACAAUGUGGAUGUACGGGGUUUUGGUGCUCUUGUGGGCUGCUGUAGUGCGUGCCCAGUUUCCACGGGUUUGUGUGACACCAGAGGGGCUCCGGAGCGGUCAGUGCUGUCCGUCUCCGUUCGGCCGAGCCGCUGACCCGUGUGGAGUGAGCUUGAGAAGAGGGCAGUGCAUGCCGGUGCGAGUGGACUCGCGGCCUCACGGGCCUCAGUACCCUCACGACGGGCGGGACGAUCGCGAGCGCUGGCCUAUCAGGUUCUUCAAUCGCACCUGUCAGUGCAGUGGUAACUUUUCGGGUCACGACUGCGGGAGAUGCAGACAUGGGUUUACCGGACCCAACUGUGACCAGCCGGUGCCUGUAGUCAGGAGAAAUGUAAUGACGAUGAGCGCAAAUGAGAAGCGUGCCUUUGUAGACGCUCUGGACCAGGCCAAGCGUACCAUCCACCCGGACAUCGUAAUCACCACCCGCCGCUAUUCGGAGGUGUUCGGACCCGACGGGAAUACGCCGCAGUUCGAAAACAUCACCAUCUACAACUACUUCGUCUGGUCUCACUAUUACUCGGUCAGUAAAACCUUCCUGGGUGGUGGAGAGCCAAGCUUUGGAGGUGUGGAUUUCUCUCAUGAGGGUCCCGGUUUCGUCACCUGGCAUCGCUUCCACCUCCUGCAGCUGGAGCGGGACAUGCAGGACAUGCUGAGGGACCCGACGUUCGCACUGCCAUACUGGAACUUUGCUAUAGGAGGCAACCAGUGCGACAUCUGCACAGAUGACCUGAUGGGCGCACGCAGCAACUUCGACAUGAACAGCAUCAGCUCCAACUCCAUCUUCGCACAGUGGCGCGUGAUCUGUGAGAGCGUGGAGGACUACGACAGUCUGGGCACCAUCUGCAACAGCACGGAGAGUAACCCCAUCAGGAGGAACCCAGCGGGGAACGUGGCCCGGCCCAUGGUGCAGAAGCUUCCUGAGCCACAGGACGUUGCAGCCUGCCUGGAUGUGAGCACAUUCGACACCCCACCAUUCUACUCCACCUCGUCUGAGAGCUUCAGAAAUACCAUCGAAGGUUACAGCCACCCUGCGGGGGCCUACGACCCUGUGGUGCGAAGUCUGCACAACCUGGCUCACCUGUUCCUGAACGGGACAGGCGGAACGACGCACCUGUCCCCCAACGACCCCAUCUUCAUCCUGCUUCACACCUUCACCGACGCUAUCUUUGAUGAGUGGCUCCGGAGACACCCAGAAUCUGCUAUAUAUCCUCUGGAGAACGCUCCCAUUGGCCACAACAGAGAUUACAACAUGGUGCCUUUCUGGCCUCCCAUCACCAAUGCAGAGAUGUUUCUCACAGCACCAGAAAACCUGGGUUAUUCCUACGAGGUUGAGUGGCCGUCACGUCCCAUCACUCUGACUGAGAUCAUCACCAUCGCCGUGGUCGCAGCCCUCAUCGUCGUGGCGAUCAUCUUCGCCAUCACCACGUGUGCCGUUCGCUCCAGAUCGUACAAGAUGGACGGCAGACAGCCGCUGCUCGGAGAACAGUACCAGCGCUACGACGAUCACGACAGACACAACGACAAGACCCAGUCUGUGGUCUAAAACCACUGGUCCUAGCAACCGCAACCACUGCCCUCUGUCUCUCAGACAUUUUGUAUCAUUUCUAUGUGGUAGAUAGAGAGCGAGGCUCUAAAGCAUUACGUUUGUAAGUAUUUUCAGUAAAAGGAGAAGUGCCUCAAGCCAUACGUAGCCAAAGUCUGGGCACAACUCCUAACAUAGAAGAAAAAUGCCUAAUUGCACUUAGUCCUACAUUUACAUUUCAAAUGACACAAAAUUAGGUGCUAACACUGCUUCAGAAAUUGUUUGAUGUAAAUUUGUAAACAUAAAUUUGUAAUUGGUGCUUAUUUAACUGUUUUCAAUUGAAUGAAAACUCUGUAGACUAAUUCUGCAGUUGAACACAAUAAAAAAAAACAUUUA
Molecule: messenger RNA, 2116 nt
Organism: Colossoma macropomum (tambaqui)
Lineage: Eukaryota; Metazoa; Chordata; Actinopteri; Characiformes; Serrasalmidae
Product: 5,6-dihydroxyindole-2-carboxylic acid oxidase-like
Exons: 7
Coding region: 164-1741 (525 amino acids)
Biological process (GO): melanocyte differentiation; melanosome organization
Cellular component (GO): melanosome
Molecular function (GO): oxidoreductase activity
Source: RefSeq, a predicted model, not a curated record